This is a messenger RNA of Rotaria sordida, 1196 nucleotides long. The record is from the annotation of a GenBank genome assembly. Lineage: Eukaryota; Metazoa; Rotifera; Eurotatoria; Philodinida; Philodinidae.
AUGCGAAAGCUUGCAUCUACUGGAAUUGCUGCUGCUGAAAUUGAUGGUAUGAUAUUUCACUCAUUUCUUGGUGAACAACGUAAUUCACGAAAACCACGCACCAUCAAACCAGGUGAUUCAAAACUUGAGAAAGCAUGGAGACUUGUUGAAUAUCUCAUAAUAGAUGAGAUGAGUAUGGUUGGUUUAACUUUACUUGCAAAACUCAACCGGAUUAUUUCUGCUGCCAAACAUGUCGAUCCUCGAAUUCCAUUUGGUGGUGUGAAUGUUAUCAUUUUCGGUGACUAUUUACAAUAUCGGCCUGUAUAUGAUGUACCGUUACACACCGAUUUUUCAUUGUCUUCGAGAAAAAAGUCAAGUAAAUUACUUACAGAAAAAGAAAUCCAACAACGUGUUGCACGUUCCCUAAUUCUUCAAAUUAAUUGUGUGAUGAAACUUACUCAACAGAUGCGAACAGAAGAUUUGCAAUACCUUCAGCUGCUCGAGCGACUUCGUCAAGGGCAAUGCACUUACAAUGAUUACGAAUUAUUACUGACACGUGACGCUGGACGACCAUCGGUCGGAUCUCUAAAAGAACAUCCGUGGAAUAAAGCUCCUAUUCUUGUAUUUCGGAAUGAAGUACGAACACAACUGAACUACAAAGCAGCGGUUCAUAAUGGAAAACAACUGAAUCAUUCACUAAUGGUAUGUGUUGCUCAAGAUACUUGCAAAGGAACAACAAUUGAAGACCAAACACUCAUUAAAAAAUUAUUGGAAUUACCUGAUAGCAAGACAGAGCAUCUGGCAGGUUUAUUACCAUUUAUUCCUGGAAUGCCUGUUGUUUUAACACAAAACAUUGCUAUUGAACUGGGCCUUAUCAACGGCAUGAGUGGAAUCUUUCGACAAUUAGUCUAUGACGCUGAUUCUGUCUCAACAGAUAUGUUGUCAGAAGCAUUUCCGAACAAUACGGAAUACGUACAUCGACCUUUAUAUGCACUAAUAAAAAUUACUAGAUCAAAAAUUGAAUGUAAUCUGGAACAACUCGAACCAAAUCUCGUUCCAAUACCGUUAAUAGAACAAACUUUUCGUGUUGACAUUACUGACAUUCUUCCAAAAGAUAAGCGGCAAUGCAAGCGUAAAGCAAUUUUGUCAAUUAAACGAUGUGCAAUGCCACUUGUUCCUGCGUAUUGUAUCACAACACAUAAGAGUCAAGGUCAAAC